AUGGAGUACCAGGGCUCGGUAAACAACGGCGGCUCUACUUCGUCGCAGGGUUUACGGAGGAAGCGACUCAAGGUUGCCGUCGCCUGUGCAGCAUGCCGACGGCGAAAGAUAAAGUGCGGUGGUGCUCAGCCAGUACGUAAUGCAUGCGGAAAGAGUUCUACAUCGGCGGAAUGCGUAUACUCCAAUAGAUCUAGACAACGCUCUUACACUCUAUGUAGCGAGGAGAUUCCGCCUAGAGACAUACCAACAGCGAAUGGACCACUACUACAGAAUUCAGUGGGUGCCAGCAGUGCACUUAAUGACUCAGAAAGGGUAGACUCUAUGAAUGGCGUGACUGGCGACCCCACCCAGAUUCGCGAAGCCACGCUCGAUACACGAUUGGAGACACCACAUUCAGCUACGCACAGGAGGUCGCUGGCGACGGGGGAACAUUCUUUGGAAGAAUAUCCGUCUUUUUCCAGUCAUGAAGAACCAGGCCUCUUUUUGCUCCCUCCACGUGGACUAGCCGACGGGCUUAUCCAGGCAUACUGGGACAAUGAAUGGGUAUUGUAUCCUGUCAUCCAUAGGCAGAAAAUUGAGGAAACCUACGAAUUGCUAUGGAUGUCUAAAACCUCGGGCAAUUAUCCGCUGAUUCACAUAUGCAUAAUCAAUGUCUGCUUCGCACUGGAAUGCCAUUACUGCGAAUUGAUGCCGGUAAAAGAGCGUAAAACUACUGGUGAUGAUUUCUUCGGGCGUGCGCAACGUUUAUAUGAGAGAUUAGGGGACGUCCCCUCCUAUGAGAAGACAAGCACGAGCAACGUUUUUCAGUGCUGGAUGACAGUUGGACAAGUGAUCCGGAUGGCACAAUACUUAGGCAUACAUCUUUCUCAGUCCACCUCUUUUCCCGAAUCAUCAAGUCAUGAAGAGUAUAAAAGGCGGACAUGGCAUGGAUGUGUUUGGUUAGAUCGUGUCCUAUCUGCUACAUUUGGACGUCCUGUAAUGAUCCCUAAAUGGCUAUUUAACUCAGUUCCAUUGCCCUCGAUGAUCAACAAUCAGUUCUUCGGCACGCAAACUGAAGGCUCUGUGUUGCGACCGGAUGGAAGACCUUGCGUAAUGGCAUUUGCCGUGAAGGCUAUGGAAUUCUACCAAAUUCUUGACGACAUCCUUGUUAACCUAUACUUAAACUCUACUAAGGAUGAUAGAUGCGAGGGCAAGCUAACUCACAUCCUUGCAAUUGAUGCGAGGAUACAGACGUGGAAUAAAUCACUCCCAGAUCACUUACGCGCUCAAUCAGUCGCACUAAGUAAUUCUAUAUUUGAUAAACAGGCAAUAGUCUCGAGGAUUCGGAACAUAUUUCUGCAUGUUCGUACAUUAUUAUUCCGCCUGACUGUUGUACGCUACUGCAUGCGCCGUGGCCAAGGUUCUACGGGAAAUCCCAAUGAUUCGAACGAUUCAAGCCUGUCUGAAGUAAUGCUCUCUGAGUGCUCACGCAUGUGUUUCCGACUUGCACAUGAAUUAAUCCACACUUUCCAUCGUAACCUGGACCGUGACAGUGUGACGGGGCCGCUUCCAAACUGGUGGUACUUUGUACUAUAUGUAUAUACUGCUGCAACCAUGAUCCUUGUGGAACGCUUCCUGGAGACAAGAGAAAGUGCCUCGGAAAGCUCAACCGCGUCCGAUACAUGGAAGACUUCUCUUCACGUCUUGGAAACCUAUAGUACUUUGGCAGAAUCAGCAAGAAAAUGCCUAGCAGCUCUUGAACUGUUUUCCGAGAAGCUUUUUCUUGAUGGUAACAAGACUGUGGCUGCGAGUCGAAAUGAAGAACCCCAGGACUGGAAUUCAUUCUGGGGAAUUUCCGAUCUGCUCAGCGAAGAACUGGGAAUGUCUGAUCCAGUCCUUUUUCCUUUCAAUUUUGAUGAUUUUAUUUCGUUUGAUUCCAUGCCUGGUCCUUAUGUUCAUAUUUCGCCACCCCAUGGGACAUAG
Messenger RNA from Aspergillus caelatus, 1962 nucleotides. RefSeq names its product transcription factor domain-containing protein. Gene Ontology annotation, molecular function: RNA polymerase II cis-regulatory region sequence-specific DNA binding; zinc ion binding; DNA-binding transcription factor activity, RNA polymerase II-specific. Gene Ontology annotation, cellular component: nucleus. Gene Ontology annotation, biological process: DNA-templated transcription; positive regulation of transcription from RNA polymerase II promoter by galactose. The record is from RefSeq and is a predicted model, not a curated record. The transcript is spliced from 8 exons. NCBI's taxonomy places the organism in Eukaryota, Fungi, Ascomycota, Eurotiomycetes, Eurotiales, Aspergillaceae. Bases 1 to 1962 code for a protein of 653 amino acids.